Messenger RNA from Onychostoma macrolepis, 1428 nucleotides. RefSeq names its product nanos homolog 2 (gene nanos2). The transcript has a single exon. Gene Ontology annotation, molecular function: zinc ion binding; mRNA binding. Gene Ontology annotation, cellular component: perinuclear region of cytoplasm. Gene Ontology annotation, biological process: negative regulation of translation; oogenesis. The record is from RefSeq and is a predicted model, not a curated record. Bases 730 to 1167 code for a protein of 145 amino acids. Lineage: Eukaryota; Metazoa; Chordata; Actinopteri; Cypriniformes; Cyprinidae.
ACAUUAUAAUGAUGGAUAUCAAAAUCUCAGUUUAUAAACCUCCACGCUCAGUUUUAACGGUUCGCAGAGGUGGCGGACUAGACGCUAAUCGCGGCUCGGUUUGGCGCUGCACAGCUGACUGUGCGCUGGACCGGAGACCGAGAUGCGGCGCAGACUGCCGCUGAUGUCUGUGCCGUGAUGUGUGUGGCGUCUGAGCAACAGCCCGGAGUGUGUGUGAGUCACUGUGAUUCGAGGUGACAAUCCAGAUAACUGUGGGGCUGACAAUGCGCCGACUACCAAACAUGCAUUUGAAUUGAAUGGGAGCUCAGCUACUGGGAAAUUCGAAGGCAUCCUUCUGUGACAGUUACCCUGCUAUGGAAGUUAUGUAAAAACGGCUUUUACACUGCAUGCAUUAGGUUUUUAAAGUGCUCAGUGACAUUUUUUCUAGCAACUUAUUUCUAAUAGCAAAAGUUGGCAUGCGCUUGUUGAAAAUGUUACAAUGUUUGCAAGAGACAGACAGGCAGACAGACAGCGGCGCUCACGUGCUCUCAGUCUGGCACGUGCCGCUCAGUAAAUGACACGAUCACAACAUACAGGAGCGCGUGCCUGACCCUGGUGACCUUGCGACGACCUCGGUCAAGCGAGGGCCAGGUGUUCGGUGCCCCAGACAGACCACAUUCCUGUCUGGAGUCUGCUUUAAAUAGCUCGGGGUGAUGAUGGGUGACACACACCUGCCUCAAACCGGACACGAUGCAGUCCUCCUCCCUGACCGAGCGCGAGAAGAGCAUCCCCGCAGCUGACGGCUGUUUCCUGAUGUGGCGGGACUACAUGGACCUCCGCAGGACCCUGUCGGAGCUGCUGCAGCAUCGCGACGGAGCACAAGCCGCAGAUGUCCGCGGGACGCCAGCGGAGGGUUUCACGAGAGCCGGCUCCAGCAGCAGCGUCUCCAGCACCUCCGCCUCCUCCAGCCGCGACCUGCGGACCCCGCGGGACUCCUGCGGAUUCUGCCGACAAAACGGAGAGACGCCGGUGGUGUACAUGAGUCACAGACUGAAAGCCCGAGACGGCCGGAUCCUCUGCCCGAUCCUGAGGAGCUACGUGUGUCCGUUCUGCUCCGCCACCGGAGACUGGGCGCACACCCGCCACUACUGUCCGCGGAGAAACACGCCGAAGACCGGCGACGCGUGAAUCAUUGGACUGUACGUCUGUGUUCGACGUUUGUUGUGAAAAUGUGUUCAAAAACAAAAAAAAAGUUGUUUACGUGUUAAUGGUUGAAACGUGUUUUUAUGGUUCAUUUCAAAAUAAAAAUAUUUUUCUAGUGCAUCAAAAACAGGUUUUGUUAUUUUAAUUUUAUUUAAAUUCUUCGUUGAUAUGGUUUGCCAUUUAGUUGAGUCAUCUAAUAAUAAUUUGUCCAAAUCAAUAGCUACUUGAUCCAAAUGUAAUGUAUGA